AUGUCUGUGGGCGAUCGCGUAAUUACCACUGAAGGUUUCUUUGGUACUAUACGGUACGUUGGAACGGUUCCUGCGUGGGGCCAGACUGUAGCGUUCGGAAUAGAAUGGGACCAAGCUGAACGAGGGAAGAACGACGGAACUUUGCAGGGAGUCAGGUACUUCCAGACAAAGAAGCCCACCUCCGGGUCAUUCUUAAAGAGUAGUAGCAAUAAGCUCGAUCACAGCAGAUCGACGUUUGUCUCUGCAAUGCAUUAUCUGUACGGUUCCAGUGAGAUACAGAAGGAGAUCUCAUUUGGAACCAAAACGACGCAGAGCUUGGGGUUUGAGAAGUUGAGCAAGAUGCAAUCGAACUUUAGCAAUUUGAGAGUGGUAUCCUUGCAAAGAUGUAACAUAUCUCUCGCAGCGACAACCAGAGAAGAAUUGGAGGUUCAGCUCGCUCAACUUCAACAUCUUACUACUUUGGAUCUUGGGUAUAAUUUGUUUAGCGAUAUCCAACAAGUUUGGCAAAUUGUGGACCAAUUGAAGGGUUUAGAGGAGUUGACAUUGAACGGAAAUAAGUUUACUGGAACAGAGAUAGAGAAGAAUGAAGCGAGUUCACCCAUUACUUGUCUAAACUUGAGGGCAUUGCAUCUCAUUGACACAGGAUUGAGUCUUGUGCAAGUUGGUGAAAUGCUCAAGAAAUUCCCUAACCUUCAGGUAUUGACACUAAGUUCGAAUGGCUAUCGCGACGAGGAUAUAGUCUUAAGCAUGUUUCCCUCAUCGUUAAGGUCGCUAGACCUUUCAUUCAACGAGUUGACCAAGAUUCCCGACUUUCAUCAUCUAACUACAGUAAACCUUUCGAACAACCGAAUCAAGUAUUGUUCCGUACCUCACAACGCUAGCCAAGUAAAAGGGCUAGAUUUAAGGUACAAUGAGAUAGAUUCUUGGGAUGAGAUAGACCAUGUGUAUCUAUCUUUCACCAAUUUGCUGGAAAUACGAAUCAAUGGAAACCCCAUACUCCAGGACUUGUCGAUAGAUGAUAUGACAAUCAACUUAAUUGCGAGAUUGGAUUGCACUCAUGAAAGAAGCGGUACUGGCAUAGCCAAAUUGAACGGGACUUACCUCAGCAAAGAUGAAAUAGCCAAUUCUGAGCUCUAUUUCAUAUCAAUGGUGCAAAAAGGAACGUACAGGUACAAUUUACUGAGCAAAAGAUGGAAGCAGUUGACAAGAAAGCACAACAUGAAACAAGAAACUGUAGUUAGGGAUGUAGAGGAGAUCACUAAGCUACAGUCAAAGAUUCUCAAUCUACAAGUGGUUAUUGAAGACAAAAUAAUACAGAGAACCUUUCUAAAAACCAACACCGUUUUGAAAAUCAAAGGGAUAAUCGGAAGGUUGAUCAAAAUUCCAGUGAUCAACAUUCGGCUCAAGUACUUCAUCACGGAAGCAGAAGACGAGGGUCAAAUGGAAAAGAUCAUGGACGAUAACUUUGCGAUAAUUGAUACUUACGACUUGGAGAAAGGUCAAAAGAUAUAUAUUGAAAUAGUUUGA
This is a messenger RNA of Dujonia railenensis, 1527 nucleotides long. NCBI's taxonomy places the organism in Eukaryota, Fungi, Ascomycota, Pichiomycetes, Serinales, Debaryomycetaceae. The record is from the annotation of a GenBank genome assembly.